AUGCGAGAGAAGGAGGCGGGCGUGNUGGCGCUUGCCGAGCCCUGGCGGGUACCAGAAUCCCCGGUGUGGGCGGGUGACGAAGACGGCGUGGCCGCCCUUACUUGGGCUCACAGGCCGGGGUGCCCCGUGGUCCGAGGUGUGGUAGACCGAGGCCACGGGUUCGUGGCGGUGAAGUGGGGGAGAAUCGCAGUGUACAGCUGCUACAUCUCCCCCAACUGUUCCCGGGCCGGCUUCGACCGGUUCCUGGACUCGCUGAGGUCCAGCGUGGCGCGGGUCGGGGGAGUUUNUGUGCUCGUGGUCGGCGAUUUCAACGCCAAGUCGUCGGCAUGGGGCUCCCCCCNAACGGAUCGGCGCGGACGCGUGCUCGAGCGGUGGGCGGCGGGCCUGGGCCUCCGGGUCGUGAAUGAGGGCGCGGCGCCGACNUGCGUCCGUCCUCAGGGGUCCUCCAUUGUGGAUCUCACACUGGGGUCCGCAGCGGUGGCUCCUAUGGUGCGGGGGUGGUCGGUGUUGCGACAGGAGUCGUUGUCCGACCACCGCUACGUCACCUUUGAGGUGUCCGAGCACGCGGGGUCCGCGCCGGAGGUACGCCGGUCCACAUUCCCGAGGUGGAAGAUCCGGGAGUGGGAUUUGGACCGGUUUGACGCCGCGCUCCUGGGGGCGACGUGGGGCGUCCCCACUGAGAGGGAUGUGUGCGCUGAGGAGGAGGCGGCAUGGCUCACCGGCGUAGUAACGGACGCCUGCGACGCCUCCAUGACGCGGGUCCGGGGGACCGUAGUAAAGAAGUCCACGUACUGGUGGACCGAGGACAUCGCGGUCCUCCGGCG
Pseudomyrmex gracilis is the source of this 824-nucleotide messenger RNA. RefSeq lists its product as uncharacterized. The record is from RefSeq and is a predicted model, not a curated record. Gene Ontology annotation, molecular function: catalytic activity. The transcript has a single exon. Lineage: Eukaryota; Metazoa; Arthropoda; Insecta; Hymenoptera; Formicidae. The annotation marks the transcript as partial.